Messenger RNA from Megachile rotundata (alfalfa leafcutting bee), 1917 nucleotides. RefSeq names its product cytochrome b5 domain-containing protein 1. NCBI's taxonomy places the organism in Eukaryota, Metazoa, Arthropoda, Insecta, Hymenoptera, Megachilidae. The record is from RefSeq and is a predicted model, not a curated record.
AUGUCUAAAUUUCAGAUUUUGCAACAAAAAACCUCUGUUUUAACUAUUUUCGUAUUAAUCAUCCAAAUUAUCUGCAAUGUUCCUAGUUUUUUUCUGAAAUGGAAGCAACAUGAAGCUAGCAAAAUAUGACAUUUAUUGAGCAGCAUUUUUGGGCACGUUUGAGGGCUAUGUUUAUUAUUUCUUAUGUAUUUAUAUAGCACAGAUCGCGAAAGUGUUGCAAAAUCAAAGUAUGACGUGUCCGCAGCGUUUAACGAAAUAUCAGAUCAAUGUUUCAUGGUAUACAAAAUUAUGACGAUAAUAUUAAGUAGGUUAAAACACAAAUUUGUCUAAAAUAAUGUCUCACUAGACGAGUUGCCAAUUUAAGCUGUCCCAACUUUUUGUUCCACCGUGUCCUAAAAUUUUAUGAAUAUAUGUAUCUGGCAUAUAAUUUUUACAUAAUCCCUAUAGUUAUGUACAUUCAAAUGAAAAUCGUUCAAAACGAAUUUCGAGAAAAGAAAAUGUAUCGGUUUCGCAUCGCAUGAAAAAUGUCAUUCGCGCAUCAAAUCGUUUCCUGUUGUUGUAUAGAGUGCGAAGUUUCCACAAAUUCUAGCGUCGAUAGUUCCAAAGUGCUCAAAUACUUCCUACCGACAGAGGUUGCGCUGCACAAUACGUCGGUCGAUUGUUGGGUCUCGUACAACGACGAGGUGUACGAUUUGACUGAUCUCUGUAAACUUUGGGCCAAUCAAAGAGAAAUAAAACCUAUAUUAGCCUACGCUGGCAAAGAUAUCAGUCACUGGUUUGAUCAUGAGAAAAAUGAUAUUAAAUAUCAUAUACAUCCGGUUACGGGAGUGUCGGUACCUUAUUGUCCACACGGACCGAUACCGGAUGUAGCUUCUUGCGUAGUACCUGCCGUUACUUGGCGGCCACUAGACAAAUGCCCUUGGUGGUUAGAUACAAAGUACAAGAAAGGAUUCUUAACCAAAAACGCGAGACCCUGUCGAAUCUUAAACGUGCUCACCGGUAUACAAGUUGUUAUAAUGGUUUGCGAAGAAGACACCAUUAGACGCAUUCAGCAACGUGCACUCAUUUACAAUGAAAACGCAACGUCUUACUCGUGGAAAUUCGAAGGGAAGGAUAUAGAUCUUGACCUGACUCUCACAGAAAAUGGUAUUCCAGAUGAACGGAACCGUUUUGCAGCUUGUGGACUUACCGAAGAUUAUUACAUUCCAUGUCUGAUGUGUUAUUACAAUUACGAAUGACUUGUGAUAUUAAUAAUUCAAUUGACGGGGAAGACAAUACAAGAUUUAAAAAAACAAUAUAAACUUAAUUAAUGCGUUCAAUCACAUUCAGUUAUGCACUUGUAUACAUAUAUACAACGAGACAAGUUUCCUACGAUAUCAUCGUUCAAGAUUUGGGCCGACUACAAAAGAUGGCACCACGGCUACUCGCUUCAGCGCGUCUCAGACUCGUAGAAACGAAGAUUACACAUAUCUUGUUCGUUCAAUAUGUUCUUAUAGUAUGUAACUUGUUGUCAAAAUUCACGAUCGCAAUUUAAGCAUGGGCUUAAAUUAAUGUUACUUCUGUACUCUAUUUUGCGAUAGUAAGAAAGAACCGUGACAAUAUGUUUGUAUCUUCGAUUCGUAUCUCAAAAGUUAGACACAAGAUUUUGCAAAUUAAUAGAAUGGUUCAGAGUAUUUCUGAAAUAUAUUUUGUGCGAUCGAAUCGUUUCUCUUCAAAAUCCAUGAAAGUGGCAGUGCUAGGAGCUGCCUGUAAUACGGGUAAACAAUUUAAGCUACGGUUUCGACGUGAUUAUGUUCCCCCUAUUAACUGCGUUGCUUUGUCGCAGGAAAUUGUCUUUCGUUAUUCCUGAAACAAUCAUCUUUGAUCGAUGAAUUGGCAAUUUACGAUAGCAAAUGUACUCGUGGUCUCUCAUUGGAC